GAGAAUUUGGAGAAGUCUGUAGUGGACGAUUGAAGACACCAGGGAAAAGAGAGAUCCCCGUUGCCAUCAAAACUUUAAAAGGUGGCCACAUGGAUCGACAAAGAAGAGAUUUUCUAAGAGAAGCUAGUAUCAUGGGUCAGUUUGAUCACCCAAAUAUCAUUCGGCUGGAAGGUGUUGUCACAAAAAGAUCCUUCCUGGCCAUUGGGGUGGAGGCGUUUUGCCCCAGCUUCCUGAGGGCAGGGUUUUUAAAUAGCAUCCAGGCCCCGCAUCCAGUGCCAGGGGGAGGAUCUCUGCCCCCCAGGAUUCCUGCUGGCAGACCAGUAAUGAUUGUGGUGGAAUAUAUGGAGAAUGGAUCCCUAGACUCCUUUUUGCGGAAACAUGAUGGCCAUUUCACAGUCAUCCAGUUGGUUGGUAUGCUCCGAGGCAUUGCAUCAGGAAUGAAGUAUCUUUCUGAUAUGGGAUAUGUUCAUCGGGAUCUAGCAGCUAGGAAUAUAUUGGUCAACAGCAACUUAGUAUGCAAAGUUUCCGAUUUUGGUCUCUCCCGGGUGCUGGAAGAUGAUCCAGAAGCUGCUUAUACAACAACUGGUGGGAAAAUUCCAAUAAGGUGGACAGCCCCAGAAGCUAUUGCCUAUAGGAAAUUCUCCUCGGCAAGUGACGCAUGGAGUUAUGGCAUUGUCAUGUGGGAGGUCAUGUCCUACGGAGAGAGACCUUAUUGGGAAAUGUCUAAUCAAGAUGUCAUUCUGUCCAUUGAAGAAGGUUAUAGACUUCCGGCUCCCAUGGGCUGUCCAGCAUCUCUACACCAGAUGAUGCUCCAUUGCUGGCAGAAGGAGAGAAACCACAGACCAAAAUUUACUGACAUUGUCAGCUUCCUUGACAAACUGAUCCGCAAUCCCAGUGCCCUUCACACCCUGGUGGAGGACAUCCUUGUGGUUAACGGACCCCACAGCCAGUGCCCAUCAACAGAGCUCUCUAACUGUUCUAUGGCUGUGGAAGCAGACAGAAUGCCAGAAUCUCCUGGUGAAGUUCCUGAAUAUCCUUUGUUUGUCACAGUUGGUGACUGGCUGGAUUCUAUAAAGAUGGGACAAUAUAAGAAUAACUUCAUGGCAGCAGGGUUUACGACUUUUGACCUGAUUUCAAGAAUGAGCAUUGAUGAUAUUAGAAGAAUUGGAGUCAUACUCAUUGGACACCAGAGACGAAUAGUCAGCAGUAUCCAAACUUUGCGUUUACACAUGAUGCACAUACAAGAGAAAGGAUUUCAUGUAUGA
Molecule: messenger RNA, 1265 nt
Organism: Hyaena hyaena (striped hyena)
Lineage: Eukaryota; Metazoa; Chordata; Mammalia; Carnivora; Hyaenidae
Gene: EPHA6
Product: EPH receptor A6
Exons: 9
Biological process (GO): axon guidance; protein phosphorylation
Cellular component (GO): neuron projection
Molecular function (GO): transmembrane-ephrin receptor activity; protein binding; ATP binding
Source: RefSeq, a predicted model, not a curated record